This is a messenger RNA of Suillus paluster, 297 nucleotides long. RefSeq lists its product as uncharacterized. Bases 1 to 297 code for a protein of 98 amino acids. The transcript is spliced from 2 exons. Lineage: Eukaryota; Fungi; Basidiomycota; Agaricomycetes; Boletales; Suillaceae. The record is from RefSeq and is a predicted model, not a curated record.
AUGACGAUUACAAGUCUGGAAGGUAGCAGGCCACGACAAAUUCGCUGCUUCUUUGGUCAGAAGAGGAUGUUUCGCAUACGGGAUAUGUUCAAUUGGUCUGUUGAGGUUGGAUGGGACGAGUUUUUGUUCCAGGGCGUGAAAAACAUGGAGAGUGAAGCAUCAUUCUACGAGCUAAUGUCAAGCCUGCCCGAGGAUGAAGAGUCGCACACUGGCGGGAAUGCACCAGGGGAGUCAUUGGGCAUGGGAAGCGGUCCAUCGAGCUCGAAUAUUCCAAUUGUUAUCGACGACUCGGACUAG